UUCAUGUCAAACACAGAAGUGAAAAUUUCAUUCUGCCUGACUCAUUUAUGAAGUUCUUGAAAAGCAGCAAACUCUGAUUUGUCUUAUUUCCAUGGAAGUGGUGUGAUAGGUUUGGUUGUGGCCAAUGUCUUCCCUUUGGCUCCUAAAUCUCUUGCUCCUCAUACAGCCGGCUUUUCAGGUAUCAGAUAGUGACAGCUUUCUGAUAUAUAAUGAAAACCUCAAGCUCUGUAUACAAUCCCAGAAAUCUGGUUCCAUCAUUGUGGACAACUGCGAUGAGGAUAAUGAGUGGCAACAUUUCAAGUGGGUUUCCGACGACCAGGUUCUGAACAUGGGAGUGAAGUUAUGCCUGGCAGUGCCUUCCAAGUCAAACCUGGUUGCACUCACCCUCUCCCCCUGUAAUGAAACGAGUGAACUUCAGAAAUGGGAAUGCAGAAAUGAGAGCCUCCUUGCACUCGAACAGGGGGAUUUGUUUUUAAAUCCCGAAGGUGGCCAAAAAAGUCGUCUUAUACUUUCUAAAGUAGCCACCAGCAAGAGUACCUGGAAGAUCUAUGGAACAAAAGACAGCCUGUGCUCUAAGGCCUAUGAAGCUCUGUAUACCUUAGAAGGCAAUUCUUUUGGAGCCCCCUGUAUGUUUCCAUUCAAGUAUCGGAAUGAAUUGUAUGCUCAGUGCAUAAGAGACAAUGAUGAACAUGGGCGACUUUGGUGCGGAACAACUGCAGAUGUGGAUAGAGACUCUUUAACCGGAUAUUGUCCAGUGAAAGAUGAUGAAUUCUUCUGGACCAAAAACCAUUGGACAGGGAAUCUCUACCAGAUCAAUUCCCGCUCAGCUCUAACAUGGUACCAAGCAAGAAAAAGUUGCCGGCAACAGAAUGCAGAAUUACUGAGCAUCACCAGUUUACAUGAACAAGCGUACCUGACAGGAUUAAUAAAUAGUAUGACUGCUGCCUACUGGAUUGGUCUGAUCAGCUUUGAUGCCGAGAGUGGAUGGCAGUGGGUUGGUGAUCGUCCUUUCAGAUAUUUAAACUGGGCUCCAGGGAGCCCAUCACCAGAAACAGAAAAAUUAUGUGGAUCAAUGCUGUCUAAUAAUGGCAAUUGGGAGAAUGAUAAGUGUCAUCAGAAACUUGGAUACAUUUGCAAGAAAGAAAACUCUUCAUUAGAUGUUUCUUUUAUUCCUUCAGAUGGCUUGAAACCAAUUAAAUGUCCAGAUGGCUGGGCUGCAUUUGCAGGUCACUGUUACUGCCUUAAAAGAGACCUUAAGACAUGGAAGAAUGCGUUAUGGUCCUGCAGAGAAGAAGAUGGAGAUUUAAUAAGUAUUCACAGCAUUGAAGAAUACAGCUUUGUCAUAUCUCAGCUUGGCUACCAGUCAACAGAUCUUCUCUGGAUAGGACUGAAUGACCAGAAGAUUCCGAAGUAUUAUGAAUGGAGUGAUGGUUCUACAGUGAGACUCACCAAGUGGCAGAAAGGAAAACCCGCACACAUAAAUGAUGAGCAAAGUGCCUGUGUCAUUAUGAAUGGGGAGAGUGGAUAUUGGGCAGAUUAUUUCUGUGAAGAGGAACUUGGCUUCAUCUGUAAAAGAGAACCGCUGGGAUUUCUUCCUGAAGAACCUGAAAAUGCUGAUCCAAAUUGCAAGAAAGGCUGGAAAAGGCAUGGUUCCUAUUGUUACUUAAUUAGCCAAACAUCUGCAACAUUUUCAGAAGCAAAUACAUUCUGUGAAACAAAUAAGGGAUCACUGGCUUCUGUGGAGAACAGAUAUGAACAGGCCUUCCUGACUAGUCUAAUUGGGCUUCGUUCUGAAAAAUAUUUCUGGAUUGGCCUUUCAGAUGUACAGCAACAAGGGACAUUCAAAUGGAUCAAUAGAGACAAUGUUCUGUUCACUGACUGGAAUUCAGGAAUGCCUGGGGAACAAUCUGGCUGUGUAGCCAUGAGAACUGGCACUGCAGCUGGACUGUGGGAUGUUGUGAACUGCAAGGAGAAGGCAGCCUUCAUCUGCAAAAAAUGGGCAGAAACUAUGACAACAACUCCUGCCCCAUCAACAAUUCCCCCACCCCCAUGCCCAGAAGGAUGGCUUCAAAGCCCUUACAGAAGUGUAUGCUUUAAAGCCUAUACAAGUAACAUGCUAACUUGGUUUGAAGCACGAGAUUUUUGUAGAGCAAUUGGAGGAGACCUAGCUUCUGCUAACAGCGAAGAAAAGUUUGGUUUGUACCAUCAGUUUCGACGUAAUUGUUGGGUUGGUUUAAUUAAGUUGGAGCCUGAUAAAGGAUUUACUUGGAGUGAUGGAUUUCCUCAGGUAGACUAUGAACCGUAUCUGUAUUCUUCACGUCAUGUCAGAGACGAAGGAUGUGUAGCAGCGUAUAUACGUUUUAUGGGGCUGGCACUUUCCUCGUGUGAGAAUGUGUUUUGUUGGAUUUGCCAAAUAAAGAGAGGUGCACAGUUAAAACCGGAACCACGCAGUGAUAUUGAAUAUUUGUUCAGAAGAAUUGAAGAUGGCUGGAUUGAGUACAAGGGCAAGGAGUACUAUUUCAGUAAUGAACAGACAUCUCUCGAAAGAGCACGGGAAUUCUGCAAGAAACAUGGAGGAGAUCUUACUGUCAUUGAAAGUCGCAGUGAAUGGCAAUUUGUGUGGAGAUAUAGCAAGUGUUAUGGAUCUGCUUAUUAUAUUGGUUUAAUUCUGGGACUCGAUAGAAAGUUCAGUUGGUUGGAUGGAACUCCAGUGACCUUUGCAAUGUGGGCACCCAAUGAACCCAACUUUUCAAAUGAUGAAGAAACCUGUGUCUACAUGAAUCGUGAUUCAGGCUUAUGGUACGACAUAAACUGUGGUACUAAGAACAGAUUCAUCUGUGAAAGGCAUAACAGUUCUGUCCGUUCAACUCCUGCUCCCACAACGCCUGCACCUGUUGGGGGCUGUGCUGAUGGCUGGCUUUUCUUUGAUAAAAAGUGCUUCCAGUUUUUUGGCUUGAAUGAAGAAGAAAGGAAAAACUGGUCCGAUGCACGAACUGCUUGCAGAAAUCUAGGAGGAAAUCUGGCAACUAUACCGAACAAAGCUACACAAGCAUUUUUCAUGGUGCACUUAGAAAGUGCCUCAAUUGAUCCAUGGAUUGGACUGAACGAUAUUAUUAGGGAAGAGAGUUUUCUAUGGACAGAUGGAAGUGAGGUCUACUAUACAAACUGGGCCAGUGGUUUUCCAAGUUAUGGAGACUGUGUUUUUAUUAUUAAGAGGACUGGAAAUUCAGGAGGAAAGUGGAGAGAUGGACCAUGUUCUGCCAGGAAAAGCUACAUCUGCCAAAGAAACUCUGAUCCCGCAUUACCAUACUUUGAAACAACAAUUCCAGCCUCAGGCUAUUUCCAUUUUGGGAAUAGCAGUUACUUUUUCAUUGGCAACAAAAUGACAUGGGAAGACGCCAGGAAAAAAUGCAAUUCUGAACAGUCAGAGCUUGCCAGCAUUUGGAAUCCCUACAUUGAAUCAUUCCUAUGGCUAAAGGUGUUGAAAUAUGGAGAGCCUGUGUGGAUUGGUCUAACUAGCAACACGAAUGGUGAGCAGUACACAUGGAUAAACAACCGGAGACUGAUGUAUACUAACUGGGCACCUGAAGAGCCAAAGCACAAAAUAGCCUGUGUCUUCAUGGACCUUGAGGGUCAUUGGAAAACAGGAACUUGCAAUGAAACAUACUUAUUUAUCUGUGAGCAGCAUCACGGUGCAUUCCCAACGGAGGCACCACAGCUGCCAGGAAAAUGCCCUCCUCCACCAGAAGAUGACGGGAGAGCUUGGGUUCCUUUUCGGGCUCAUUGCUAUAAAUUCUACCCUGCUUGGGAACCUUGGUGGCAAACGGCCUUCAGAUGUUCUUAUUUUGGUGGCACCUUGGCUUCAAUAGAAGAUUUAGCUGAACUGGAUUUUUUGUUGGAGUACACUCGGCAAUUCAACAAGGAAAAUUUUGGAUUGGAUUGUUCAAAAAUAUAGAUGGAGAAUGGAUGUGGAAAGAUAAAACUCAAGUGGGUUUUGUCAAUUGGAGAGGCGAAGAACCUGCAUUCAAUCCUCAAGCUUUUCGGGAUCAGAAAUGCAUUGCCAU
Messenger RNA from Podarcis muralis (Common wall lizard), 4064 nucleotides. NCBI's taxonomy places the organism in Eukaryota, Metazoa, Chordata, Lepidosauria, Squamata, Lacertidae. The record is from RefSeq and is a predicted model, not a curated record.